UUCACUGCGCAUGCGCAGAGCCCGGUGUCCGGUGUCCGACUGACAGCAGCUGUUGAGACCAUGAACGGUAGGACCGAGACAGCAGAGACAAUACACCCAGAAUAACCGGAGUGGACCCGGUACACAGAACCGAUACUGAGCCGGUACUGACCGGGCUGUAGGAGAGCCAGAGAUCUGCUGCUGGAGCUAACUGGGCUAACAGGCUAACUGACGGCUAACCGUCAGCUGUUGGUUAACUGACGGAGCUAACGGCUAACGGACAGGCUUGUCGGAGGACCGCUAGAGGACCGUUAGAGGACCGUUAGAGGACCGUUAGUGGACCGCUAGAGGACCGUUAGAGGACCGUUAGUCCAGCCCGGACAGAGCGCGCAGACCCGGUUCGGUUUGAGGACCGGGACCAGGAUGCUGAUAGCAGUCGCUGCAGGAACCAGCAACGCUGCCGCCACCGGCAAGAAGCACCGGCGGCGAGGCAAAAAACACCGUCGAGUCCGAACAGACGAGAACCGGCCUGAUGACCUCUGUGAUCUUCAGAGUCAAAAUGCCAACAGCAGCCUUGCUCCAGCACCGCAGCAGAGUUACCCCCAAACCACCCGGCUGCCCCCCCAAAAUACUCCAGAAACAACAUCAUCACCACCAAAUACGCCAACAUGUACUGAAGAUUUCCACGAAUCCACUUCAACACCCCAACAAAACCACCCACACACCAGCACGUUACCCGCGGAAACCACCCCGUUGCCCCCCAGGAGUGUCUCUCGAACCCACUCACCACCCCCCCAGAACACCCUCCAGACCCCACCACCCAGUCUAGAUACAGUAGAUGCCCCUGUAGCACACCUGGCACCUCCUGACAGUACCUUCCAAACCACCCCGCUGCCCCAUCUAAACACCCACCUGACGGCACCAUUGACACCUCAGAUUUUCAGCCAAUCACCUUCUGCGACAUCUCAAAAUCCCGCCCACAGUCCCAGCCAAUCACCACCAACCGUUAACCGAAAUAUUACCCAGAAUUCCUUCAGAUCACCUCAUAGAACUCUUCGAAAUGCCAGUUUGCCUGAAGGCCAAACAGAUCCCUCCAAAUCACCUCCAACCAUAUCAAACAAUAUUACCCACAAUGCCUCUGAAUCACCGUCAGUUUCUGCCCAGCAUCCUGCCAAAGCUCCUCCCACCCCACCGUUAAGCCCCCCCCACCCCGACCCCUUCCUGCUGACCUCAGUGACCUUCACCUCCAGUGUCUCGUCCCAUCUCUACUCCCCCGUCUGCUCGUCUGCCUCCGUCCUCCGCUCCCUCGACUCUCUGAGCCCCCACAUUGGUCUGCCUCCCGUGAUGAUGUCAUCAGCCACCCCACAAAUGGCCACACCCCCUUUGACUCUGAGCCCGCCCCCUCCUGCGUUGACCCCGCCCCCUGUACAGCUGCUGGGCUCUGAUGAUGAAGAGCAGGAAGACCCUUCAGAUUAUUGCAAAGGUGGUUACUACCCGGUGAAGAUCGGUGAUCUGUUUAAUGGGCGGUACCAUGUGGUCAGAAAACUGGGCUGGGGACAUUUUUCUACAGUCUGGCUCUGCUGGGACCUGCAGAGGAAGCGUUUUGUGGCGUUGAAAGUGGUAAAGAGUGCUCCACAUUACACCGAGACAGCUCUGGACGAGAUCAAACUGCUCAGAUGUGUGAGAGACAGUGACCCCUCUGACCCCUACAGAGAGACCAUCGUCCAGCUGAUUGACGACUUCAAGAUCUCUGGAGUCAACGGAGUCCAUGUCUGUAUGGUUCUGGAGGUUUUGGGUCAUCAGCUGUUGAAAUGGAUCAUUAAGUCAAACUACAUGGGACUUCCUCUGGUGUGCGUCAAGACCAUCAUCAGACAGGUGCUGCAGGGUCUAGACUACCUCCACACUAAGUGUAAGAUCAUCCACACUGACAUCAAACCAGAGAACAUCUUAUUGGACGUCGACGAGGUUUACAUAAGGAGAUUGGCAGCUGAGGCAACCGUCUGGCAGAGAGCUGGAGCCCCGCCCCCUUCCGGGUCAUCAGUUAGCAUGGCUCCCAGGGAUCCACAGGACGGUAAGCUGACGAAGAACAAGAAGAAAAAGAUGAAGAGGAAAGCGAAGCGUCAAGAUAGACUGUUGGAGGAGAGACUGGUUGAUAUACAGAGGAUGGAGGAUGAGGACGGUGUGUCAUUACAACCUGACGACACCGACACUAACUGCUCUCUGGUCGUCAAUUGCAACACUUCCUGCUCCGCAGCCAACAGCAAAGCGAGCUCAGAGUCCACCUGCUCCUGGCUGGAGGACAGGUGUAAUGGCCACGACCCAGGACGGUUCUCCAGCCCCGCCUCCGGGCUAUCGGGCUUCUCCAGCUCUGUGAUAUCAGCGACAUCUGAGUCAGCACUUUCUACUCAGUCAGGAUACUCGAGCGGACGAGACUUGUUCAGUGCGUCGGACUUCGUCCUCAGUCCUCUGGAUCCUCAGAACGCCCACAGACUGAGAGUGAAGAUCGCUGAUCUGGGAAAUGCAUGCUGGGUGCACAAACACUUCACAGAGGACAUUCAGACCAGACAGUACAGAGCUCUGGAGGUUCUGAUUGGAGCAGAGUAUGGACCACCUGCUGACAUCUGGAGCACUGCCUGCAUGGCGUUUGAGUUGGCAACGGGAGACUACCUGUUUGAACCUCAUUCAGGAGAAGAUUACACCAGAGACGAAGAUCACAUCGCUCACGUCAUCGAGCUGCUCGGACCGAUUCCUCUGCCCUUUGGUUUGUCUGGCAGGUACUCCAGAGAGUACUUCAACAGGCGAGGUGAGCUGCGUCACAUCUCCAGCCUGAAGCCGUGGGGUCUGUUCGAGGUGCUGUUGGAGAAGUACGAGUGGCCGCUGGAUCAGGCGGCUCAGUUCAGUGACUUCCUGUUGACCAUGUUGGAGCUGCAGCCUGAAAGCAGAGCGACUGCAGCGCAGUGUCUGCAGCAUGCAUGGCUGCACACAUAGACACACACUUGAUGUACACGCACACAAACACACACACCUACACAGAAACACACAGUGAUGUACACAUGUUGUGUUGAGGAGUGUUAAAUAUCUCUGUCAGUGCUGAUUUCAUGUGAGGAGGGAAGUUAUCACCUCGACUGACAGCUGUGAUUGAUUGAUGGAUCGAUCGUUGGUAUCACUUUCAGAGCGAUUUGAUGGAAACACUGACAGCCAAUCAAAUUCCAUCUGAAUUUACAGGGCGUCACAUUCAACACGUCACAUUCAACACGUCAUGAUGACAUUUAGCAAUAAACAGCUGAAGAAGCUGAAUCAGGUGUUUUAUAAACGCUGUAUCUGCCGUUUCUGACUAUGUCUUCUACGUUACGCUAAUUGAUGAUCACUCGGUCUUGGCUUACUAAACUCUUACAUAACGUAAUAUUACACCGUGUCCUAACUGGAUGCGAGCGUCAGACAAUCGCGCCGCAUCGUGCCGCAAUGUAAUCAAGCUGAUUCUGUCGCUGCCGCUCGCUCGCGUCACAUCCAGUUAGGACAUGGUGUUAAGCUGCAGAUCCAGGGUUUCCGUAAGUCUGUUGCAAGCUUUGGGGAAUUCUGUAUGUUUGAACUAAAAUGUUUUUUGCAGGUA
Messenger RNA from Sebastes umbrosus (honeycomb rockfish), 3589 nucleotides. It is a transcript of the gene srpk3, whose product is annotated as SRSF protein kinase 3. The record is from RefSeq and is a predicted model, not a curated record. Gene Ontology annotation, molecular function: protein kinase activity; ATP binding. Lineage: Eukaryota; Metazoa; Chordata; Actinopteri; Perciformes; Sebastidae. Bases 403 to 2967 code for a protein of 854 amino acids. Gene Ontology annotation, biological process: spliceosomal complex assembly; protein phosphorylation; regulation of mRNA processing. The transcript is spliced from 17 exons.